AUGUCUGAUUGGGGACCAGUUUUUGUCGCAGUGACGCUUUUCGUGUUGCUAACUCCGGGGCUGCUGAUUCAGAUUCCAGGGAGAAAUCGAGUAGUUGAGUUUGGAACAUUUCAGACAAGUGGUGUUUCGGUUAUUGUUCAUACCCUAGUCUACUUCACUCUUGUUUGUAUUCUCUUGAUUGCUAUCCAAGUUCACAUGUAUAUUGCCUAAUCGAAUAAUAUAAAAAACAUCUCCAUU
Molecule: messenger RNA, 237 nt
Organism: Brassica napus (rape)
Lineage: Eukaryota; Viridiplantae; Streptophyta; Magnoliopsida; Brassicales; Brassicaceae
Exons: 1
Coding region: 1-210 (69 amino acids)
Source: RefSeq, a predicted model, not a curated record